Messenger RNA from Protopolystoma xenopodis, 414 nucleotides. Lineage: Eukaryota; Metazoa; Platyhelminthes; Monogenea; Polystomatidea; Polystomatidae. The record is from the annotation of a GenBank genome assembly.
GUGGACGGAGUGGACAAAGUGGACGGAGUGGAUGGAUUUGGAAGAGUUGGUGGAGUGAACGGAGUAAACGGGUUGGAUGGAGCGGACAACGUGAAUGGAGUGGACGGAGUGGAUGGAUUUGGAAGACUUAGCGAAUUGAGCGGAGUUGACGGACUGAAAUUAGUGGACAAAGUGGACAGAGUGGAUAGAGUGGAGAAAGUGAAUGUAUUUGGAAGAGUUGAUGGAGUGGAUAGAGUGGAUAGAGUGCACAACGUGGAUGGCGCAGACAAAGUGGACGGAGUGGAUGGAUUUGCAAGAGUUUACAGAGUGGAUGGAGUGGACAAAAUGAAUAGAUUUGUAAGAGUUGGCAAAGUGGAAGAAGUGGAUGGAUUUGUAAUAGUUGUUGGACUGAUUGUUGUGGAUAGAGCAGACUGA